AUGAGUGAUCCAUCUUCGGAGAAUGCCAACACCAAUGGUCAGGGCAAUCCAGCAGCGGAAGAAAAAGUCAAGGUCCAUUUCGUGGCCGUGGGGAGUGCUCCCAUGAUGAAGAAAACAAAGUUUCAGAUUGGUGCCGACCAACGCUUUUCAUCGGUGAUUACUUUUCUACGCAAAAUUCUAAAAUUGUCAGGAACUGGAUCCUCUUUGUUUCUAUAUUGCAACUCGGCAUUUGCUCCUGGGCCCGAUGAAUGCGUGGGAGACCUCAGAGACUGCUUCAAUGUUCGAGGGGAGUUGGUCAUCAACUACAGUUUGCAGGAAGCAUGGGGGUAA
Molecule: messenger RNA, 330 nt
Organism: Seminavis robusta
Lineage: Eukaryota; Bacillariophyta; Bacillariophyceae; Naviculales; Naviculaceae
Source: the annotation of a GenBank genome assembly